UAACCCUAAACUCAGCAACGCCUCAGGGAUCACAUACCGUACUAUACCUACCUAGACAGUAGAUGCUUGUAUGUGCACGCUUUUCCUGGAUGUAGGGCGUACGGUGAUCCGUCCUUACCCCCUUUUCUUGACGGCGCUACAGCCAGAGCAAAAGCAGCAAUUUCAGCAGAGCAGAGGCCAUGCUUUUUCAAGUGGGCGGCGAUGGCAGCCGCCCGACAUUCUUCGAGAUGUCGGCAACCGAGCAUCUGCCCCUGAGCCUGCGGACCGCCAUGCAGUAUUCGCUUGCAGUCCUGGCUCAGCGCCAGCCGGCUUUGCACAAGGUUCUUGACCAUGCGGACGAAGCGUUUGCUGUCCUGAUGCUCGCUCUAGAGUACCACAGCCUGCGUACGCAAGACGCGUCAUUUGCGGAAGCUCUGUACGGGUUGAGGAGAACGCCUGCACGCGUCCAGGCGCUGCCACCUGGCCAGCAACGGAACGCCCCCCCUAGUUCUGGCCUUGGACGGAAACAGCGCCUUCUCUCGUUACUUUUCCUGGUCGGACUUCCCUACCUCCGCACAAAGUUUCGGGCGGCGUACUCCGCUGACCGAAGGGGCACCCUCCAGAGCGGAAUCUGGCAAGGAGGCGAAGCCGACGCCAACGGUUUCGCAAACGGGGACGGGAGCACAGACGCCCUUCUAGGCGAGGACCCGUUCGAUUCCGAAAUAGAAGCGUCCGAAACGGCUACGCUCGAAACCUGGCAGGGGUGGCGUGUUCGGCUGGGAAAGGCGAUGGCGAGGGCCUACCCGCUUAUACAUACGUCGGUGGAGGGGCUAUGCUUCGGGUACCAGCUUAUGUACCUGCUGGACGUGACAAGGUACUAUUCGCCGAUGCUGAGGGGGGCGGGCGUUGUCGUGCGGCGAUCGACGGGGCAAGAGCUGCUUGCCGCCGCAAAACGGUCGGAAGAGCUGCGCCGGGGCGAGUUCGGCCGGUUACGAGGCCCCGCGGUUCUUCAGUGGCUCCAGCGCUUCGUCUUCCGAACGGGGUACACGUUCUUGGACUCGUUACGAAACGGGCUCAUAGUGUCGGUCUUCCUGUUCAAGAUGCUCGAGUGGUGGUACACGUCAGCCGAGCAGCGGGUCAACACGCCGACGAUCCUCCCCCCCCCUCCAGCCCCACCGGCGCCGAAGGCCGCGGAGGGGGGCAUUUCACUCCCCCGCGAUAAGCACCUGUGCCCGUUAUGCCAGCGGCCACGGACGAACCCAGCUAUGGCGGCUUUCUCGGGCUUUGUUUUCUGCUACCCUUGUAUAUUCCAGUACGUGAAUCAGUAUGAACGUUGUCCGGUUACGUUGAUGCCUAUGGAAGUUGACAACAUCAGGAGACUUUACUUGUCGGCAUGAUGUUUGAUUGUAAAGCAGGCUAUCUGGUUCGUUGCAGCGUAACUGUGGCAAAAGUUUCCAAAUUCGGCAUGGCCAUUAGCGGUUCUAUUUCCACUGAUAAGUAUACGAUAGAAAAGCAUUGAAGGGGAGUUACAUUUCCCCCGGCGCUGCGCAGCAUGCAUGUUAGGCAGCACUGGGGCGGCACAUUUUUUUGACGUGGCCCUGAUUUGGGGUCCCCAUGCCAAUCUCCAGCCUGUUCAACAACAUAUAGAGUACAUCACCUCUUGCCUGGCCCUGGC
This is a messenger RNA of Klebsormidium nitens, 1654 nucleotides long. The record is from the annotation of a GenBank genome assembly. NCBI's taxonomy places the organism in Eukaryota, Viridiplantae, Streptophyta, Klebsormidiophyceae, Klebsormidiales, Klebsormidiaceae.